Messenger RNA from Vidua chalybeata, 6508 nucleotides. RefSeq names its product bone morphogenetic protein receptor type 1A (gene BMPR1A). The record is from RefSeq and is a predicted model, not a curated record. Gene Ontology annotation, cellular component: signaling receptor complex; plasma membrane. The coding region runs from base 431 to 2032 and encodes 533 amino acids. NCBI's taxonomy places the organism in Eukaryota, Metazoa, Chordata, Aves, Passeriformes, Viduidae. Gene Ontology annotation, molecular function: transforming growth factor beta receptor activity, type I; SMAD binding; ATP binding. The transcript is spliced from 14 exons. Gene Ontology annotation, biological process: cellular response to growth factor stimulus; protein phosphorylation; dorsal/ventral pattern formation.
CGUCUCAGCGGAGCCGUCGGGGCCCCGGGAACGGCCCGCGGAGCGCGGCGGGGAGCGGGCCGCCUCCCCCUUCGCCUGCCGUCCCCGCGCGGAGGAUGAGGAGUCCCCACCGCCGAUCAGUAGAAAUAUGCAUUUCCAUAAUACCACCUUUGAACUAAUGAAGUGGAAGUACAGAUGAAAACAGUCUGGAGGAAGCUUGAAGUACAAUACAGUUUCAUUCAGUUUCCUAAUUCGGAGGUAUGUCUUUGAGCCCAUUUAUGAGUUUGGACACCUACAAAAAACAGUGAAGGAAACAAAGGUGGAAAAGCCACAGAAGCAUCCUUGCAGUCAAGCACCGAAUCCUGUAUUAGGCUUCGCUGAACAGGCCAAGCUUAGCAUUUGUCAAGCAGAAGGGCUGGUUGCCCUGCACAGGAAGGAUUAAAAGUGAACAAUGACUCGAUUGAGAGUUCAUGAGCAAUUGCUUGGAGCCUAUCUGCUUAUCAUUCUCCAUGUUCAAGGUCAAAAGCCAGACAGCAUGCUUCAUGGUACAGGAAUGAAGACAAAUUCUGACCAAAAGAAACAAGCAAAUGGAGUAACACUUGCUCCAGAGGACACCUUACCUUUUCUUAAAUGCUACUGCUCAGGACAUUGUCCAGAUGAUGCUAUUAACAACACAUGCAUAACUAAUGGGCAUUGCUUUGCUAUCAUUGAGGAGGAUGAACAUGGAGAACCCACGCUUGCUUCUGGCUGCAUGAAGUAUGAAGGUUCAGACUUCCAGUGCAAGGACUCACCUAAAGCGCAGUUACGCCGAACGAUUGAGUGCUGUCGCACUGAUUUCUGCAAUCAGGAUUUGCAACCAACAUUACCACCUCUUGACAGUACAGAUGGACUUUUUGAUGGCAGCAUUCGUUGGAUGGCAGUGUUGAUUUCUAUGGCAGUCUGCAUAAUAGUCAUGGUCAUCUUACUUAGCUGCUUUUGUUACAAGCAUUACUGUAAGUCAAUGGCAAAGAGGCACUGUUAUAAUCGUGACCUGGAACAAGAUGAAGCAUUUAUUCCAGCUGGGGAGUCAUUAAAAGACCUUAUUGACCAGUCACAGAGUUCUGGGAGUGGAUCAGGACUACCACUGUUGGUUCAACGCACUAUUGCCAAACAAAUUCAGAUGGUAAGGCAAGUUGGAAAAGGACGAUAUGGUGAAGUGUGGAUGGGCAAAUGGAGGGGUGAAAAAGUGGCAGUCAAAGUGUUCUUCACUACAGAAGAAGCCAGCUGGUUCAGAGAAACAGAGAUUUACCAAACUGUUCUCAUGCGACAUGAAAACAUCCUCGGUUUCAUAGCAGCAGAUAUUAAAGGCACUGGCUCCUGGACACAGCUUUACUUGAUCACGGAUUAUCAUGAAAACGGAUCAUUGUAUGAUUUUCUGAAGUGCACUACUCUGGACAACAGGGCUCUGCUCAAACUGGCCUAUUCUGCUGCGUGUGGCCUGUGCCACCUGCACACAGAAAUCUAUGGGACACAAGGCAAGCCUGCAAUUGCACACAGGGACCUGAAGAGUAAAAACAUCUUGAUAAAGAAAAACGGAACCUGCUGCAUUGCGGACUUGGGUCUUGCAGUCAAGUUCAACAGUGACACAAAUGAAGUUGACGUUCCCUUGAACACCAGAGUGGGAACAAAACGUUACAUGGCUCCAGAAGUCUUGGAUGAAAGCCUGAAUAAAAACCAUUUCCAGCCAUACAUCAUGGCUGACAUCUACAGUUUUGGGCUGAUCAUCUGGGAAAUGGCUCGGCGCUGUGUCACAGGAGGUAUUGUUGAAGAGUACCAGUUGCCAUAUUAUGACAUGGUGCCAAAUGAUCCAUCCUAUGAGGACAUGAGAGAAGUGGUGUGUGUCAAACGCCUACGCCCAGUGGUAUCGAACAGAUGGAACAGCGAUGAAUGUUUAAGAGCAAUAUUGAAGUUGAUGUCUGAGUGCUGGGCUCAUAAUCCUGCCUCAAGGCUCACUGCCUUGAGGAUCAAGAAGACACUUGCCAAGAUGGUGGAAUCACAAGAUGUAAAGAUUUGACAUAGGAAAUUGACUUUGGAGAGCAAAGCUGGACUCCCUAGAUCUUUUCACUCAGACAUGAGUGAGGAAGAUGAAAAUAGAGAAGAGGAAAUAACUGAGAUUCAGUAUAUUUUCUCAGCACACUUCUACAGGCUGCUAAUGAAAUCUUUCAGUACUUCAUAGACCAUGAUACUGAGAGCCUCUAUACACUAUGUGCUAAAUAUAUGGACAGCCUUGAGAAAAUACACAUUUUGUUUUGGUUUGAGCUGCAUUGAGACUUCAAUCAUACUUAGUGAGUCUCCAGUAAAACUCUGGGUACUGAAUUGAAUGUUCAGAUUACAGUGCUUUCUGUGAAAGCCUAACAAGCUAUAUGGAUUCAACAGAGAUGGAGAAUAUAAGCUUUUGGGUUUUUUUUUUGCCUUCUACCUGAUAAAACCUAGUCAAUCCAUACCAAGUUUUGGUGAAACAGCCUGUAGGUUAUUAAUCUGUUUGUGAUACUACUCAGUUUAACAGUUCUUUAUGCCUUUAUGUGUGUGCCAGGAUUAUUUUGCUGUCAUUUGGAAUAUAUAAGAAACAUUUAAAUGAACAAAGUUUUAUGGUCAGGGCUCCAUGCAUUUUAUGGCUCCACAGUCAGAGAUUUGCUGCUGAAUCUUUUGCCAUUAAGUUAUCUUGUGAAAUCUCAGUUUUAAUUUUUUUUUUCUGGUCACAAGGAGAACUGUAAAAAUUGUGAACCAUUAAUUAAUUAAGAAAUGCCUACCUAAAUCUGUAAGGAGCUUGAAACAAUCUUUUCUAGAGACGUAGGCUGCUUUGGUCAUCUCACUUGCAGUCUAGAGAGAGCUUCAUAAUUGGAUCCCUGAUAUUUGUCAUAUUUUUUCACAGUGCCACAUGCAACCAGCAUUUUUGCCAUAGAAUACUUUACAUCUUAGCAGAAAGACUGAUGAUGUGUUUUGCCUUCCUGCUGUAUUGGGACUCUCUGAUAGGUGUCUGUCAGGCUCUGAAUUUCUUCCCACAAAGGAAGGGAUUUGUCAGCUGUAGCCACGUGCUCUUUCAUCAUUUGACAAAACUAGGCAGAAGGUGAGUUUCAAAAGGCUUGAGAACAAGUCUGGUCUACAGACACAAAAAAACGCAGGAAGCUCUCAGUGCUCUGAAGAUCAGAGAAUGCAGUAAAGGGUCAAGACCAGGAGAAGUGAGUACGUGAACGGUUGAAGAUCAGAUCCACAGUGUGCAGAAGAUUUGGAACUGGGUUGCUCUGAUGUAGACACAGGAGGCCACAUCUGUGUGCCACUUAGUGAAAGUGAAGAUUUGAGACAAGGUAAAUCAGUGGGUGUUGUAAGUUCUAGUUAAGUGUGGGAGGAAUGGCAUUGAAAUUAAAUCAUGAAGAUACAGUAAGUUAGCACAAUUGUAAAACUUGGGUUUAUUGUGCCAACUGUUCAACCUGCACGAGAAACUGAAGUUCCCCCAUUUUCACCACUGACCCACACAAGGUGUAUAGAAGCCAGAACCCUCCGUGAGGUUACUGUAAAGUAGAAUUAUUGAUUUAUAACUCCUUUGGCACUUCUACUUGCAAGUUAGAAAAUAGUACCAUAACUCAAGUUGAAGCUUCAAGCAUGAAUCAUCUGAAGAUUGAACACACAGUAUUGGAACCAUUGAAUCUAUUUGAUAAUUUAAGUGCCUAUAAUUUUGUACUGUAAAUCUUGUUCUAAAUAACUUUAAAAAGGGAAGUUAUUUACACAGUGUGCUUUAGUAAAAAAAAAAAACAAACAAUAAAUACCUAGUCCUAGGUACAUCUGUACAAUUAGAUAUAUGCACACGCACACGCCAUAGUUGAGAUUUGAAGAAAAAAGUUAAGAAUAAUACCAGAAUUGAUGAAAUUGUUAAAACUUCAGAUUGAUUUAUGCCGGAUUAUUUGUUGUCUUAAAAUAUUUGCAUAGAGAUUGUUUUGAUAUGUUUAAAUUUCCCUUGAAAACACAACUGAUACAAAGCAGUAUAACACAGAAAUAAUGUGAUUUGUGAACAAUUACAACCUUUUUAGCAUGUUACCUUUUUGUUUUAAUCCUGUAGUUCCCAUAAUGUAAAUGGUCAGGCAAAAGAUUGCAGUAUUUUUAUUUUCUAUUGUGAUGUACAGACUUUAUUUAACAGUUCUACAUAUUUUAUAGAAAACUAGCUAUUUCAAGGGACUUUUUUUUUUAAUAAAGUCAUUACUUUUGUUUAGUAAUGCCUUUAAGUAUUAAUAUGUAUUCUGGCUGAGAAGUUCAUAGGUAUGUCAACUUUAACUUAUUUGAAAACAGCAAGAGAUUUAUGAUAUUGUGCCACAAUCCUCAUGAUAAAGGGCUUUUAAAAAAAAAGUUUCUCCGUCCAUUGCCAAGAAAUACAUGAUGAUUUUGAAAUUGUUAAUCAUGUCUUCGCACAUAAUUUUUGCACAGGUAGUUGUAAAAUUUUUGGUAUAAUCCAAAAAAAGUAAGGGUUAAGCUUUUUUUUUUUCCUUCUCUAGAAUUUUUAUCAAUAAGAAGGAAAAAAUGUUUAUGUAGGUACCCUGCUAACUUAAACUUUCGGAGCAUGGAGAUCUGUCUAAAUUAACCCCGUCCUAUGUAGAAUAUUGUGUCAUUUCUUUUAGAAUUUGCCACAUCAUCAUUUGCUGUAAACAUGUUUUGUGAAUUUUUUUUUAGUUCAUUUUUCCCAGCUCUUCAGGAAGCCCCUUCUCGAAGUAUGAAUUUCAAUAACUUAUAAAUUUUCACUUAUUUUCUUUUCCAUUGUUUAGGUAUUUGCAAGGCAGCAAUAGGAUGGUUAGACACCUUAGGACCUAAAUUGAUUUUCAAGUUUGCUUUAACAUGGAGGGAGCCAACUGCUACAAAGAUGAUUUUUUGAGAGGGAAAAAAAAAAUCUUUUUUGCCUUAAACCUAAUUUAUCAGCACUUCAGUUACUCUGUUCAUACUCAAAUGUAUCAUGCAUGUGUAGUUCUUGCUGUGCUGAGCAGCAGCUUCAUUGAUUCCGAUACUCAACAAAACAUUAACACCACAGGAUGUCUAUACUGAUACUUAAUCAUUUGGGGGAAGAAAAAUGUACUCUUAAGCCAGCCCAUUAAUUUUUACUUAACUAAACAUAAUUAAUUACCUUACUCCAAAGGUAAGUUGUUGCUUCAUGCAAUCCUGUACAGUUAGAAGCCUUUAAGGUAAGGUUAGAGAUGGUAAUAACAAUCUUCUAUUGGACUGUGAUUAAUCUCAUUUUUGGUGGUCAGAAUUUUAAGCAUUUGUCAUUCAAAAAAAUAUCCUCCAAAACUGAUAAAUGUGGGUUUUUUUUAAUACAAAAAUCAACUGUGUGGAAAAUACAUUGGGGAGUAUCAAGACUGUGCCUUGGAAGUUCUUAAACACUCAGAUGGAGGGAUUUUUAUGUUUAUUGAACCUGUUCCAUGUGAUUUUAGAUGGAAAUAAUUGGAGUCACUUCAUUAUUAUUGUUACAGCAACUAAAAGGAAAGUUUUUGUGUUCCUGGUUAACUUGUAAAUUCCACCAGAAAUGUGGUAUUCCUACAGAGAAAAUUAGGCUUACAUUCUGAGUUUAUUCUGGUUUUUACUUAAUGUAAUUUUUCCUCAAGAAACAGUUUUCCCAAUAUCCAUCACUUCUUCUGAAUUAUUUACUUAAUUAGCCUUUUUUGAGGUCUUGAAUGAAAUGUAAAAUUAAUAUUAUGUUACCUCCAUAGUAGUCUAGAAUCAAAUUUUAGAUCUUGAUCUAAAUGACCAUUUGAAUGUGUUUAUAAAACAAAUAAUUUGGAUACAUUUCAUCUACUCUGUCUUAACAGACUGUAUUUUAAUGGUCUAAAAGUGUUUGAAGAGCAGAGAUAAAAGUUAAUAAACAUUCUUUUGCUAUUGCAGAUAUUUUUAAAGGGAAGUUACAUGCUCAUCUUCUGUGAAAUAUUAAAAUGAUUUAGCCUUUGCUCCUUCUCCUGACAGUGCCUCUGAGUUAAGUCUUUAUCCUGUGCCCACAGUCUUUAUUCCAAGUAGGGGUGAUGUCUAAAAGCAGCUGGCAGUGUUGCACAGUACAGUCCUUAUGGAACCAUGGUGCUCAGCCUUGGUUGUACAGCAGAAGUAGAGGGCACAUUACUUCUGAUUUUUCAACAAAUCUAAUGUAAUUGUUGCUUUGUGAUAUUUUACUGUUUAAUGCAAUUAUAGAAGCCCACACCAUGUAGUGAUAUUUGUGCUCUGACAUGACAUGCCCAAAAUGAAAUGUACUAUAUUGUAUACAAGAAGAAUAAAUAACAUUGUAGUUAACCUAGAGAAGAUGUAAAUAAAAUAUGAAAAAAGAGUGGAACAAGACAAAUGGUCACACUCUUGUGUGUGUUAUAUGCCAGAAGUGUAGAAUACUACUUUAAAAAUGUAACACACUAAUGUAUUUUGUACAGCAUCUGCUUUAGAAGGUGCCUUAUUGAGUUUACCAUGAAUUGCUUGUUCUGUACACAGAUUAUGUCCAAUGUAUCAUUUUUAAGUAAAUAACCUUAUUUUAGUA